AUAUGAUAUCAAUACUGAAUACAUCAUUUGAAAAAUCAUUCGAGAAAAACUUUUCUAAUAAGCCAGACGAAAGCAUAGAAGAAGAAUUGCUGCUAAUAGUCCCCUAAUUUCACCUGCGAAAUCCUGGGAGCUACAAGCAAGAGAUAGAGUGGCUGGUUAUGGCAAAGUCUUGCAAAGGCUUGGCAGAGGAGCUUGUCAAGUGUCUUAGCGAGUCCGAUUGUAUUAAGGUGCAGAAGAGGUCAUUUAGGGAAUGUGCAGGGGAGACAACCCCUUGUAUACCUAGCGAUUGUGUUGGUCUAAGAGAAACAUACUUCAAUUGUAAGAGGGGCCAGGUUGAUAUGCGAGCCCGGAUUCGAGGAAACAAGGGAUAUUAGGUAGUGGAGCUGUGUUGGCGUCUCCUUGGAGCUAAAUGAAGUAAAUGGCAGCAGAAAAUCAUCAUAUACCAAAUUGAAUAAUGCAGCAUAAGUUGAUGGAAAAUUUUGGGUUUCCUGGCAUCUUUAUCUAACGUCUGCCCUCAUGUCUAACCGCAUAACAUGAGGUAGUUUUCUCAUGAAGGGAGUAUUGAUAAUAUAGCUAUAUACAAGUCUUGUGUCAGAGACUUAAUUGUCACGUUAAUGUAUGCGACACGUUCUCUACUAACCUUCUCGACUCUUCCUUUACAAAAUUUGUAUUUACUUCAUUCUUUUGCAUUGGCAAGGCAACUGGCAUAGAGAAAAGGAUAUGUGAUGGACCUGAUGAUGGUUGGAAGGCUACAAAAAAAAACUUUGACUUGAGAAAUAUAAGGAAAUUGUUGUGCAAUUGAUAUGAUGACAACCUUGAAA
Molecule: messenger RNA, 821 nt
Organism: Chenopodium quinoa (quinoa)
Lineage: Eukaryota; Viridiplantae; Streptophyta; Magnoliopsida; Caryophyllales; Amaranthaceae
Product: cytochrome c oxidase assembly factor 5-like
Exons: 3
Coding region: 159-374 (71 amino acids)
Biological process (GO): mitochondrial respiratory chain complex IV assembly
Cellular component (GO): mitochondrion
Source: RefSeq, a predicted model, not a curated record